UCUUUCGUGGGUUCUGUUUGUCUUGUUAAGCAUUAACACCGAGAAUCUCUCCUCUCUCUCUUUGCUCCUACUAGCAGCUGCAUUAUUCGGUUGGACAAUUCAUUCAUUCAUUCAUACAUCUCUUGCUCUUUAGUAUAAUGCCAUUAACUUUUGAGCCUAUUGGGACCAUCUCUCACCAUCUCCCGUUACUAACAUGAUAAAUUAAGGAAUCCCCCUUUUUUUUAAUGCUUAAAUAGUAUUAGUAAAUCCAGUUGCCCAAGACAAUUUGUUUUUGCAUUUGUUGAGUUUUAAUUCUCUCCUACCCUUGAAGCAAAGUUGCUUCAACUUUUUUCUACGUCCGUCACUCAUCUCUCUCCACCUUUAUUCUUUCUAACUUUUUGGUUUCUGGGUUUUUGUGCACUUUUUGAGAUCCGCUCUCAAAAUGGUGUUUUCAAGAAGUAAUUGCACUAACUCUAUAGUCCCUCUGCGCAACUCAUUUUCAUCAAAGACUUCAACUUUGGCCGCCCCUGAUGAUGAUAAAUAUUGUGAUUACUAUGAUGAUGAUGAGAUAAAAAUCAAAUCUUUAUUGUAUAAGAUGAUCUGGGAUUUUGGUUUGGGUUGCUUUAUUCCACAUCACCGGCGGCGAGGUUCCGGCAAGGAUGAGGAGGAGAAAGAUAAGGGUGGGAACAGUUUGGAGCAUAAUAAGGCUUGGUUGCUUGCAGAGUCUGGUGGCUGUGGGGCAGAGUUGAAUAGUGCUGAGCCUCAGUCAGUGCACUCCUCUUUCAGGUUCAGUUUUUGUUCUCAAGUUGAGCUUGAAUCAAUGAAUGUGAUGAACAAGUCUUCUUCUGCUACUGUUUUGAUGGUGAAUUUGGAUAAUGGGGUGAUUGAUUCCAAGUCUAGAGAGUUAAAGUGGAAGAGAAUUGAGUCCCUUGAAAGGAGCAUUUCUCCUGUGGCACAUUAUUUGAUUAGGUUCAGCUAUGCCGAAAUCGUUUAUGCAACUUGCAAUUUUUCUACAGGUAGAGUUUUGGGUAGAGGUGCAUUGAGCUGUGUUUUUAGAGGAAGAGUUGGACUUUUGAGGACUGCUGUGGCAAUUAAGCGGUUGGAUAAGGAAGACAAGGAAUCUUCAAAGGCAUUUUGCAGGGAAUUGAUGAUUGCUAGUUCUCUCCACAACCCUUACAUUGUUCCUCUUGUGGGUUUUUGCAUUGAUCCUGAGGAGGGUCUGUUUUUGGUCUACAAAUAUGUGUCUGGAGGAAGCUUGGAGCGAUAUUUACAUGAAAAGAAAAGGGGAGUGAGGGGUGGUCCGGCACUUCCAUGGUCUGCUAGAUACAGGGUUGCUGUUGGUAUUGCAGAGGCAAUUAGUUAUUUACAUAAUGGGACAGAAAGAUGUAUUGUUCAUAGGGACAUCAAGCCCUCAAACAUCCUUCUUACUUCCAGGAAGACACCUAAGUUGUGUGACUUUGGAUUAGCUACGUGGACUCCUGCACCCUCCUUGCCCUUCCUCUGCAAGACUGUGAAAGGAACAUUCGGAUAUUUAGCACCCGAGUAUUUUCAGCACGGCAAGGUCUCUGAUAAGACCGAUGUAUAUGCCUUUGGGGUUGUCCUUUUGGAACUCAUCACCGGCAGGAAACCUAUCGAGGCAAAAAGAGGACCCGGAGAAGAAAAUUUGGUUUUAUGGGCAAAACCAUUAGUGCAACAAGGGCCCCUAGAAAAGUUGCUGGAUCCACGACUCAAGUUCACUCACAAGUACUCGAAUCGGAUAUCCCAGAUGGUUCAAGCAGCGAAUGCGUGUGUAAACAGCGAAGAAUCCCGCAGGCCCAGCAUUGAUGAGAUUGUUGCAAUAUUAAGAGGAGCAAAGUCCAAUAGCUUAAACAGAAAGAAAGCUACUUCGGCGGCUAACAAUUUUGUCGGUGACUGUUACUCUCAAUUGCAGCAGACAAAAAGUGAAAUCAAGAGUCAUUUAGCUUUAGCUAUGCUUGGAGUUUCAGAGUUUGAGGAAGAUGAUCAUCUGUACUGCAGGUGAUAUGCAGCGCAGCAGUGAUAACAUCUAGUAUAGGAUUUGAUUUGAUGGAUUGCUUAAAGAGACUUUUUAGGCUAGAACUGAUUAGUUAUCUUAACAUUGUGUAUAGAAAUGGCACCGUCUGAUGAGCUAUGGGUGUCAGUGUGUCUGUGUAUAUAUAUUGCUUUCAAAGGGAUAGAUGAUGUUUCUUUGCACGCGUAGACUGCAACUUUUGUGUGAGACCGGAGACCUAGCUUUUGCAAGGUGCUCAUGCCUGGUCUGUUCUAUGCAACAAGGUCAUUCAAUUUUAAAA
Molecule: messenger RNA, 2288 nt
Organism: Coffea arabica (coffee)
Lineage: Eukaryota; Viridiplantae; Streptophyta; Magnoliopsida; Gentianales; Rubiaceae
Product: probable serine/threonine-protein kinase PBL7
Biological process (GO): protein phosphorylation
Molecular function (GO): protein kinase activity; ATP binding
Source: RefSeq, a predicted model, not a curated record